This is a messenger RNA of Nelumbo nucifera (sacred lotus), 976 nucleotides long. Its product is annotated as calmodulin-like protein 3. The record is from RefSeq and is a predicted model, not a curated record. Gene Ontology annotation, molecular function: calcium ion binding. NCBI's taxonomy places the organism in Eukaryota, Viridiplantae, Streptophyta, Magnoliopsida, Proteales, Nelumbonaceae.
CAACCAGCUAGUGUAUGUUCUCUCUUAGUUAUUAGAGAACUUUAAUUCAGUUCUUCACUAACAAAGAGAGAACUAGUCGAAGUAUUUGUUUGUUUCCUCAGAGAUCAAAAGAUGAUUGACGUAGCUGGUGUUUGCUACAGAUUUAUCAGUGAUCUGAAACAAGCUUUCCGAGCCGAAAAGUCCAGCUCAAUCGACCUCGAUACGGAGCCUAUGUCGAAGCCACAAAAUUUGACGAGACUCGAUGAUUUGGCAGCUCGAGCGCUGACCGUAGUGUUUGGCAUGGAUACCAGAGGAAGAAUCAAGAAGGACAAAGCUCGUCAUGUGGUGGAGAAGCUUGGUUUGAUAGGCCAGGACGAAGAUGAGUCGGAGUUCGAGCUUCCCGGUGUGUCCGAGGAUGAAUUGCAAGCAGAAGAGCUUGUGGGUUGCACGGAGGAGGAAAGCUUGAGGGAGACGGAGCUGUUGCGCCAGGCCUUCACUGUUUUUGACGAGGAUGGCGAUGGGUUUAUUGGAGCAUUGGAGGUGAAGAGGGUAUUGGAAUGUUUGGGGUUGGCGAAUGGGUUGGAUCUUUCUGAGUUUGAGAGAAUGGUUGAUGUUGUGGAUUUGAAUUUUGACGGGAAGGUUGAUUUUAGUGAGUUUGAGUUGAUGAUGAUGGGAGAAAAGAAAUGACCAAAAAGAGAAGAAAUCCAAGAAAAGACGAGAAAAGAGAAACCUUGGCACCCGCAUCCAAAUUUCAAGCCUUUGAUUGCUUAUGUAAGCAAGGAUAUCUUGCCACGUGGUAAGAUGGAAACCUAAUGUAUUGCGAAACUUCCUCAAAUGUAUAUCUUUUCACGAUAAGAAAAAAAAAACGAAUUAUGAUUUUUUUUUUUUUAAGUUGAAAGGCAAAGAACUUUCUAUCAAUGAAAAUUAAUACAUCUCGUUUAGCACCAUAUCCUGAGAAAGUCAGGGGUGGCUAGACCAGGUCAUGGAUUUGUUAUGA